This is a messenger RNA of Fusarium sp. VM40, 1014 nucleotides long. The record is from the annotation of a GenBank genome assembly. NCBI's taxonomy places the organism in Eukaryota, Fungi, Ascomycota, Sordariomycetes, Hypocreales, Nectriaceae.
AUGUCGCCUUCUGCUGACAGCCCAGAGAUCUCUAACUCGGCCGACUCUACGGUUCUGAGCUUGAGGAAAUCCGUCUGCUCCGAGGACACGCCCCUCCCUAUCCGAUUCCGCGCUCUCUUCUCUUUGAAGCACGUUGCGACCACCUCGGACGAUGAUGCCACCCGAGUCGCAGCCAUCGAGGCUAUCGCCGCCGGCUUUAGCUCGCCUUCCGCCCUUCUGAAGCAUGAACUCGCAUACUGCCUCGGUCAAACUGGCAACUCUGCUGCCGUCAAGCCUCUCCGACAGGUUCUCGCCGAUCUGAAGGAGGACCCCAUGUGCCGCCACGAAGCCGCCGAAGCCCUUGGUGCUCUCGGAUGGGCAAACAACUUGGACAUUCUCCGUGAAUACAGAGAUCGCAAAGAUGAGGACAUCAGCAUCAUCGAGACCUGCGAGAUUGCCAUCGAGCGUAUUGAGUGGGAGAAUUCAGAGGAGCGACAAAAGGAGAAGUUGCGCCCUAGUGACUUUGCCUCUAUCGAUCCUGCGCCCCCGAUGCCUGAGUCCGACAAGGAAGCAGAGGUUGAAGAGCUUGGCCGAAAGCUCAUGGACACAAGCGCACCUCUCUUCGUCCGUUACCGUGCCAUGUUCGCCCUGCGAGACCUGGCCUCGCCCCCCGACCUGCCAACUGCUGUCCCCGCUGUCCUCGCUCUUGCCAAGGGCCUUGCCGAUUCGUCCGCCCUAUUCCGCCACGAGAUCGCUUUUGUUUUCGGCCAACUUUCACAUCCCGCUUCUAUUCCUGCCCUUACUGAAGCGCUGAGCAACGUCAACGAGGCCAGUAUGGUUCGACACGAGGCGGCCGAGGCACUGGGAAGUCUAGGCGAAGAAGAGGGCGUUGAAGAUACUCUAAGAAAAUUCCUCCACGACAAGGAAAAGGUCGUUCGAGAGAGUUGCAUCGUUGCGCUCGAUAUGGCUGAGUAUGAGAAGGGUGGAGAGGCUGAAUACGCUUUGAUCCCCGAGUCGGCAGGAGCUGCUGUGUAA